This is a messenger RNA of Tachysurus vachellii, 1076 nucleotides long. RefSeq names its product translational activator of cytochrome c oxidase 1 (gene taco1). Lineage: Eukaryota; Metazoa; Chordata; Actinopteri; Siluriformes; Bagridae. The coding region runs from base 118 to 960 and encodes 280 amino acids. Gene Ontology annotation, cellular component: mitochondrion. The record is from RefSeq and is a predicted model, not a curated record. The transcript has 6 exons.
ACGAGUCGGAAAUGACGUAGGGUGUCGCCGUCGAGAGGGCUCGGGUGGGACGAUGCUUCGUAAUAUCCGUGUGGUUGUAUAUUUUCGGGAAAUGUAGCGCGAUUAUUUCAUAAGGCAAUGGCAGCCGGUGCGGUGUUACGUCCUUUUCUGUCCGGCUGCGCUCAUAAACUGACGGGUCUGCGGCUCAGCGCGCUCCCGAUCUGCGUCAGGACCGUGCACGUGUGUUCGGUUCUGCGCGCGGGACACAACAAAUGGUCCAAAGUGAAAGAUAUUAAGAUCCCGAAAGAUGCAGCUCGAGCCCGGAUGAUCGCCAAAUACGCCAUGUUGAUCCGGGUGGCAGUAAGAGAAGGAGGACCAAACCCAGAGUAUAACAUCGCUUUGGCUCAGCUUAUAGAGCAGUGCAGGAAUAAAAAUCUCCCCAAAGCCACCAUUGAUGCUGCUAUUAAAGGAGCGGAAAAGUCCAAGGCUGGUUCUCAGUACCUAUACGAGGCACGAGGUCCAGGAGGUUCCAUGCUGCUCAUCGAGGUUCUGACAGACAACAACACGCGUUCUCACCAGGCCAUCAAACACAUCCUAAUAAAAAACGGGGGGGCGAUGUGCGAAAGCGCCCGGCAUCAUUUUGACAGAAAAGGCGUCAUUGUGGCGACCCGAGACCAAGUUUCUACUGAGAAAGCUCUGGACCUGGCCAUAGAGUCAGGGGCUGAAGAUGUCCACGAAGCCGAGGAUGAGGAGGAGAAGCCAAUUUUACAGUUCAUCUGUGAUAUGAACUCGACAAAAGCGGUACGAACAGCACUGGAAACUCUCGGGGUUCACACUCUGUCAGUGGGGAUGGAGUACAUCUCCAACACUCCUGCUCCUCUAACACAGGACCAGCUAGACUCCAGCGCCAACCUGAUCGAGGCUCUCAGUGAAUACCCAGAAGUGGUUAGAGUAUGGGACAACAUUCAAGCAUUGGAGUAAAGCAGGAAGGAACUAGGGCACUGAAUGUUUCAUGUGAUUGACUAAACAUUGAUGAGCAAAGGAAAAGACUACAUAUUAGUGAUCUUAUAAAAAAUGUAUAGGAAUUUGUGCAAAUU